Molecule: messenger RNA, 2158 nt
Organism: Ilex paraguariensis (yerba mate)
Lineage: Eukaryota; Viridiplantae; Streptophyta; Magnoliopsida; Aquifoliales; Aquifoliaceae
Source: the annotation of a GenBank genome assembly
AUGGCAGCAGAAACCUCAGGAUCUGUUGAUUCAUAUAUCGGAAGCCUUGUAAGCUUGAUUUCUAACUCCGAGAUUCGGUACGAAGGCGUUAUUGCCACCAUCAACACUAUGGAAGGAAGCAUCGGAUUAACAAAUGAGAAAAACUACUGUCGAAAGGUAAAAUCAUUGACAUCAUUUGCUUCUUGCAUUAGUAGUAGUUUGGGUGGGAGGUGGAGUUUUGAAGGACACCCUGAGCCGCUUACCACUUUGAGGAUUGAUAGUCUACCAGAUCGAGUUGUUAGAUCAUUUGGAACAGAGGGGCGUAAAAACGAUGGCCCACAAGUGCCUCCAAGUGACAAAGCAUAUGAGUACAUUUUGUUCCGUGCAAGUGACGUAAGGGAAUCAAGCCUAAUAUUCAGGUCAGAAGAGGUAUUACAUGUCAAAUCUUCUCCACCUGUUCAAAGUACCUCUAGUAUAUACAAUGAUCCUGCCAUUAUACAGUCUCACUAUGUUGCAUCUACAAGCUUGCCUUCUGCUGGUACUGGAUCUUCACAACAUCUUAUUUCUCAUGCUUCACAUGUGGGACUACCCAUGUCAACAGUCCAAUCCAGUCUUCCCUUAUAUUCCCCCAGUGGGAGUUCAGGGUCAUGGAUUUCAUCACUUCCUCCAACCACUAAUGGCACCGGGCUUGAGGAGCCAAUGCAUCAGCAAGGAUUCUAUGGGGCUUCAGUUGGGCUUCAAGCCCAGCACCAAUAUUGUCUUCAACCCUCACCAGGCUUGUCAAUGGCACUUUCCAUGCCGGCGAUGCUGCAAUCAAUGCCAUAUCCUGCUAUUAGUGCAUUUUUACCUAGUGGAGCUUCUAACCUACCAGCUACAAAGUUGGCAGAUUUUCCACCUCCUUUCCUGCCACGUUUCAGCAACGGCACCCUGAAUCAGAACUCAUCUAUACUUCCCAUUCUGUCUACUGCCAUAGCUUCAGACUCAACAAGAGCUUUGAUGUCUGACAAGGCUUCUACUCCAGCUCUUCCUGAAACUUUUACUACUAGCCUGCCAUUGGCAUCUUCAUUUGCUACUCUUUUGGAUAAGAGUGCCAUUACACCAGCUGUUCUUGAUAGGCUGAAGACUAAUACUAGUAUGAUACUGCCGUAUAAUACUGCCUCUGAACCUGAGACUGCUGCUGCUGGGACAUCAGGUUCUUUUCUGAAUGAGGGAUCCCCACUUUCUUCAGCAACCCCGGAUCAACUUUUGCAGUCUGGGCCUACAUCCCAGCCUUCCCGAACAACUCAGCGGGCUGUUCAGGUAUCAUCUUCAGAACAUUCGCUACCAACAGGAGCAGAAGCUCUGGGACCGAUACUCCCAAUGCCAACGAUACUUCCUCUGCCUGUGCCACCUGAUCGCAAGUUCAGUGGAGUUCCUUCAGUCACUCGUGGCAAUCGUCGAGGGGAUCAUGAAAGAUCCAGAGGAAAUGGGUUGCAUCCAGUGACCAGAUUCACAGAGGAUUUUGAUUUUAUUGCAAUGAAUGAAAAGUUCAAGAAGGAAGAAGUGUGGGGUGAUCUUAGUAAAAAUAAUGCAACUCAAAAUGGACAUGGUUCACAAGAUGAGGAAGAUGCAGGACCGUCAAAGAUUGAGAGUAAGCCUGCUUACGUUAAGGAUGACUUCUUCGAUUCCCUAUCUUGCAAUGAUUUCGGUCACGGAUCGGAUAAUGAGAGGACUAAGUUCUCUGAACAAAGAAAAAUAGAUGUAGAGACAUUUGGUGAUGCCAAGAGAUAUCAUGGGGAUUGUGGUCGUGGUCGUGGUCGUGGUCACGGCUGUGGUGGUUUUCGUGGGUUUGGUCGUGGUGGCCAUUCACGUGGUGCUUAUAAAGGGAGGAGCUAUGGUUAUAACGGGAGAGGUCGAGGGCGGCAGGCAUAGGAUGUAGCAGUAUGUCAAAGUCUAACCACACUUAUACAACAGCACUUGGGGUGGUGUGUUGCAAUAAGUUGAACCUAAAUUCUUAGCUAGCCUGCACUUCAGAGCAGGAAUAAGUCGAUACCCCUGUUCUUUUCUUUCUUUUAUUGGAUUCUUUUCGUGAUUGUUAUUAUAUUCCUCUGGUAGUUGCUCCGAAGGACUUGUCCUGGUGCACAAGCAAAACCCUAAAGAUGAAGAGAUUUUUACUUCACUCUACAGGAAAACAACUAUC